Molecule: messenger RNA, 1020 nt
Organism: Trichobilharzia szidati
Lineage: Eukaryota; Metazoa; Platyhelminthes; Trematoda; Strigeidida; Schistosomatidae
Source: the annotation of a GenBank genome assembly
UAUACAGUUUGUAUUUGAUUGGUAUUGAUUACUUCUCUACCUUCACGCUCACAUUAGUGAACAGUUCAAAUAUUCGAGCAGAUUUCACCACCAUUGUCUACCGGUUUUGAAGUAUGGAGAAGACAAAAAUCAAUGUAAAUCUAAACCAUCUCCAUAGUGUCUCGAGAAGACGAUUGUCAUACACGAGAAUGGUAAUGUUGCUGGUGGGAAUCCAAACAUUCGUGAGUAUAGCAGUCACAUUGUCCGUGUCAGCAAUAGCAUACUCUAUACAGAAUAUACUCAAGUGUAUCGUAAUAUUCACAAUUAUAUUCACGGUGAUAGCUGAUAUGUCAGCCCUAUCACUUCUUGCUAUCCCAAAAAUCAGACUUCUACUCCCAAUCAACAUAAUCAUUCUCAGUGUAUACACAAUAUCCGCAUCUAUUGCAGUGGGACUGCCGUUUGCCUGUAUGAAUAUCCUCUGGGCAUUAACAAGUUGGGGAACAACCUUUAUACUCUUCUUCUCUACUGUAGUGGGUGGAGCAUCUAUUCGGGUGGAUUUGAUGAAUUACUGGCGCUUACUAUUAGCAUUCCUCGCUUCUGAAUUCAUUGCGACAUUAAUCACUAGUUUGGUGUUAACUACUAUAGGAUAUUUGAAAGUAGGAAUGAUUGUAUUUGGUGGUGGCAUGGCUGUCAUAAUAAUUAUUCUGGCUAUCAUCGGUGGUCAAAAGACAUUUGGUCAACCUGGACUACGGACAAUCGAUCCAGACUACUGUUUGGCAUCGAUUAUCUUACACGCAAAUUUACUUUUGUUGUUUAUAGUCAGUUCAGUGGAAUUCUAUUACACUUUACCGAGAGAUCCUUCAAAGUGCAAAAUAGAACCAACGAUACUUUGAAAUUUCUUGAUAUAUUAAGUUUUGUAUGCUAUUCAGUCAGUACAUGACAUUUUUAGUCGGGUUGUUCUAAAUUUAUCAAUAAUUGAUUCAUUUUUGAGUUGUUGUGACUAAUUUUGUUCUUCUGGAAAACAAUAAAAAAGAAUUAUUU